AUGUCAGCAGACAAAGACACCAACUCGACGCCCUCCAGGGCUACUGCAACCUAUCCCAACACCAGAGCGCUGCUGGGAAGAUUUGUCACUGGAUUUUAUACACACCUCGGUGUGAGUCGCAUUUUGAGCAAGUUGCAGGCCAAUUUCUAUUGGGCUAACAUGCGGAAGGAUGUCCACGCUUUUGUCUCUCAAUGCACUACAUGUCAGCAGACAAAGACACCAACUCGACGCCCUCCAGGGCUACUGCAACCUAUCCCAACACCAGAGCGCUGCUGGGAAGAUUUGUCACUGGAUUUUAUACAGCUUAAAAACAAUCCUUUGAAUUUGAUAGGGGACUCACUUAAUGUUGCAGCCCAUUCCGAGGUUACUACUAGGGAUGCGAUUCUGCGUAAGUUGCACUCUAAUCUCCACAAGGCACAAGAGGCCAUGAAAAGAUGGGCAGAUACUUGUCGCCGCGAUCUUCAUUUUGAUAUUGGUGACUUGGUUUAUGUCCGCCUCCGCCCUCGUCGCCAAGCCUCAGUCACUGGUCCCUACCUUAGUAAGCUGCAGAAGAGGUACUUUAGUCCUUUCAAAGUCUUGGAGAAGCCCCUUAGCUUACCUCCGGACAUAGAGGACAACCAACCCAUACUGGAACCUGCAGCCAUUUUGAACUGGAAGCUUUCGAAUGAUCCUGAUGACCCUCAGCAACUUGUCUUGAUUCAGUGGCAGGGGUUUCCCCUAGAAGAGACCAGUUGGGAGCCGUGGUCUCAAAUUAAAGCUCAAUUCCACCUUGAGGAUAAGGCGACUCUCGAACCAGGAGGAGGUGUUAGGCCCAUUUCCCAGUAUGACCCACCAGACCCAUUAAGUGUGCAGGAGGAAGUUAUUACUUAUGGAAGACCCCAAAGGAUCCGUAACAAACCACCUCACCUAGACGACUACGUGACUGAAUGA
Cajanus cajan (pigeon pea) is the source of this 930-nucleotide messenger RNA. NCBI's taxonomy places the organism in Eukaryota, Viridiplantae, Streptophyta, Magnoliopsida, Fabales, Fabaceae. The record is from RefSeq and is a predicted model, not a curated record.